AUGAAUAUCAAGAUGUCUGAUGAUGAAGAAAUUGAUGAAGAUGUUGAUCUGUCUGUCAUCAAAAAAGCCAUUAAGAUUUCGGGUAACAUGAUUGAACAGAUCUUAAAAGGCAUCCACUACGGCUCACCAGAGGUACGAUGUCUGCUCUACAGUGAAUGUGACUAUAUCUUGGAAUGCAAAGUCUGUAGGAAUUUGUUCCGUUCUCUACCAAAUUUUGUGGCCCACAAACGAGCCUAUUGUCAAAGUGCUUAUCAAGAGUCAGAAACCUUUUUUAAUGAUUUAAAACCUGAUGAAGAAACAAUCAUUGUCCAGCCCGAAGCCCCAGAAACUUCAAGUACAUGUAGUCAAAAGCGCUGCAAACCUAGAACACUAGAAUCCACUAUUAAAUUGCUCAAAGAUGGCAUCUUGGGUAAAUCGGAUGCUUACAAAGUUUAUUCCAAAGCUGCAGAUAAAAUGGAAAGACAGAAGGAAUUCCGCAAAACUCAGACGUUAACCUUUGAACCCAUACCAAAUACAACAAAAGCUAUGAAGGUUACAGUAAGCAAUGGUGAACCUGUGGAGUCAGUGAUUGAAAAUUCUGAUUCUGACCAGGUGAGAGAAACGUCAACUCUCCAAUCUACACCAACAGCAACUCUCCAAUCUUCACCAACAACAACUCUCCAAUCUUCACCAACAGCAACACUGAAAUCGAUGCUAUUGAAAUCAGCUCUCGAAGGUGAUGGUGCUGUGAGUAAUUCACAUGCUGUCAAUCCAGCGUCGAGCGGAAAUUCGUCAUCUCUGUCCAAGUCAAAUACCAAGUCUUGUCCAUCGCCAACCAAAAUGACUUCACUAAUCUCCCCGCCCAAAAAAAUGACUCUUCGAUGUAAAGAGGGAAUAAACAGUAUGCCAUGGAAAAAAGCACGGAAGGAAGAUAACGAGCCAGACAGCCCUCAACGGGGAAUGGAUUUCAAAAAUCUGUUAUGUUUGGACUGUAAUACUGCCUUUCGUUCCCGGAAAACACUUAUUUUUCAUUAUCAAAAUGCCCAUUGUGGACAGCGGACAUUUUUCCCCUGUCCAUGUUGUAAGAGUGUCUUUUUCUAUAUUUUUGGCCUCACCCGUCAUUUGAUGCGCAAUCAUAACAAAUCGAAAGCUCAGGUUGACAAAAUGCGCUCCAAAUUGAAAAAGAGUGCCUUUGUAAAACAAGUAACCGAGCAGUGUCAAUCGGCACGGCAACAGAUCCACCAUGUUAAGGAACUAGAUGCGGAAGCAGCUAAAAAAUUAGAAAGUGCUUUGGAUAAGCAGCCAGAUCGCUUAACAUCGAAACUGAAUAUAAAAAGAGAAGCUGCGGAUAUAAUUCAAUGUGAAAGCUACUCGUCCCCUACAAAAGAUGGCGAACAUGUCUGCUCAAAUUGUGGUCGGUCCUUUGGCAAAAAAAUCAGUCUUCUAAAUCAUCGAAAAAUAUGUCUAACUACCGGUAUGGCAUGUGAUGCCAAUAACAAAGCAAAAUCAGACUCGACAACGGAGGCUAAGAAACCUAUUAUCAAGAACACUGGACAAUCAGUGACAUCAUACAAAAAGAUCAAGUCUUCUGCUCUAGGUAAGCGGUUCAGUUCUAGAUCAACCAGUCAGAGAUUAGAUUAUGCCAAGAUGAUAAGCUCUGGGAUUUCAUCAAACAGUGAGGAAGAGGAUACUAGUACAACAAAGACGUCACCGGAAAGCAAAGAGAAAAGUUCACCGGAAAAAGAGAAAACCGAAGAUGGUAAGAGCUUCAUUCAACGAUACAGAAACCUUCGUGGUCAAUUUGUACCAGCAUCCGACAAACAAGAGAAUAACAAAAAUAAAGAUCAGAUGGAAAAUAUGCAAGAAGAAAAAGAUACUGGAACAAAAAUGGAGGGAACAAAAAUAGAGGUUGAGGACACGGGUCAGGAUGUAAUGAAGAAGGUUCGCGUUGUCGAAGAAAUUUGGGUUGACAAACAGCCUGGACGACCGACAGAAAAGAUCAAAUCGAACCGAACCUAUGUCAUGAAGGCCUCAGCAAGCCAGAAAUUAGAAUGUCAGGACACGAAAAAGGUUACUGCCAUCGUGAAUGAGACUGAAUUACAUUGUAUGCAUUGCGAUCAAGAAUUUAGCAACGUGUCAAAUUUACGGCGUCAUGCUAUUAGACAUUUAGGAUGGAAGCGCUAUAAAUGUAAAAUGUGUAAAUUUAGUAGUUAUAACAAAUCUGAAUGUAAUACCCACCUUUAUCGUACUCAUUCUGAUCGUUUCCGCAAUGUUUCUUCGGUAAACAGCCUAAUUGUUGAUCUGGGAAAAGAAGGGUCGAGGGUCCGUCUGCGCAAAAAGCAACAAACCUUGAUAGAAAAACAGGCGAUUGAAUUCAGAUUAUCGCCUACUCAACACAUUCGUAAACAAAAUAGAAAAAAAAUUCAGAAGAAUGAAGAUCCUUCCCCGAGAAAAAGUAGUGCUGAAGUAAAGGAUGAGAAAAAUCAAGAACGUCGGUUUAACAUUUCAACGCGCAAUUCUCCGCGAGAAUUUGACACUCGUCCUUAUCAGAAAUUGGAUCGUGCGACAACAUUGUGUACAAGAAAAAGUUCUUAUCCGAAAAAGAUAACUCUAAACACACAAACUGAUGACAGUGACGAAGAUGACACACGGUCGAAUUUAUCACACACAAGUGCUAAUUCUAAAUCAAGUAAACUUGACUCUGCGUCUGUUAUAUCAGAUGUGAGUGAACAAAGUGCUAAAUCAAAUUUUGACGACAAUAAAAUGGAAGUUAGUGACACUGACUCUGAGGCAACCAAAGCCAAUAAACAAAAAAAUCCUAAGAUGUUCAGUUCCCGGGAUCUUCUAGUCACGCGAAGGUCAGCUCGUGCGAAUGAGACUGGAAAAUGUUCUCCAUUGAAGCCCAGUUUAUCCAAUGCUUCAAAAUCAAUAGAAGAACAAGAACUCAAAGCAAUUAAAAAUUUAACUAAGGAGAUGAUAGAUUAAUAAAGAUUGACUUGAAUUGAUAGAAAAUUGAUAAACCUAGUCUUGAACUAGAUAUCAGUUAGAUUUGAUUUUUGAGCAAUUUAUGAUUUGGUUUGGGCUUAAAAUACAACAUUUUUUAUCUGAAUCAGUAGAAUUGAAUUGCUUACAGUAGCUCUAGACUUAGAAUAUUAAAAGGCCAUUUUUAAUAAAAAAUGUUAUUUUUUGAUCAAAUAUUAGAUACUUUUAUUUUUAAGAAAGAUUGAUUAAAACAGACUAUAGGCCUACCCAUCACUCAGGGCCAUAUUAUUUUAGAAAAAUUGAGGUUCAAAAUUUUGAAAUGAAUAAUUAAACAUGGAUUAUACAAGAGAAAAAUCUGCCUAUGGCAAGUCUUUCUUUCGGCCUGAAAUGUUAUAUAAAUUAUUAAUAAGACAUUUAUUAACAUGAAAAGACCAUAAUGAACUCUCGAUGCCAUCGAAUGGCUGUGAUAUUUAGUAGAUUUGAUGAAAUAACAAAAAAAACGGAUUAGUAGUAAUGACAAUCGAGGCUGAGAGUGGAGUAAUUUGACUGAAAUUUUCUGCAUAUUCUCUUUUCAUUAUCUAUUUUUAUACGCCGUCAUUUUCAUGUGGACGUAUAAUGUCAUCGCCCCUGACCGUCCGUCCACAAUUUGUUUGUGGACACCCUACAGGUCACAAUUUUUAUUCGAUUUUGACGAAACUUAAAAUAUUGGUCUAUCUAGCAAAGAUCUCGGUUCCUUUCGAUAUUGGCAUAUAUCCGACCAUAACUUCAUGGAUUAUAGCCCCUGAUUGUUUGAAAAAUCACGUUAUUAGCUUGUGGACACUCUAGAGGUCACAAUUUUCAUCUUAUUUUGAUGAAACUUGAAGUGCAUGUUUAUAACCCAAAGAUCUUGGUUUCUUUGGAUAUUUGCGCAUAUUGGAUCGUAACUUCCUGAAUUAUGGCCCCUGAUCGUACGAAAAAUCACGUUUUUAGCUUGUGGUCCCUCUAAUGGUCACAAUUUUUUUAUCCAAUUUAAAAAAACCCAAAAAACGGUUGAAUAUAUCACCAUUACACCCUAAUGAUGAUUGAGUUCGAAUUUUGUGAAAAUCGGACCACACCUGGCAAAAUGGCCGCCCCUCGUACACAAAUAGUGUAAAUAUAUGGUAUAUCAAGGUUGUGGACCCUCUAGAAGUCACAAUUUUGAUGCAGUUUUGAUGAAACUUAAAAUAUAUCUUUAUAACCCAAAGAUCUUGGUUCCUGUCAAUAUUGCUGCAUAUCGGAUUGUGACUUCCUGAAUUAUGACCCUUGAUUGUACGAAAAAUUGCUUUUUGUUUAGCUUGCUCUCUAUCCAUCUCUUGUAAAAUGUGGGCGUAUCUUGCCUGGAAGCCGCUGGUUUAACUAUUAUAUCGAGUACUCUCAGUUCUUUAUCUAAUCUUACCUAAUGCCUUUUUAACUGGUCUUGACAGAUAUUUUACUUAAGGAUAAUAACAAAAAUCUCUGCAUAAAGAUCUCUGAAUAUCCCGGUUAAUAUUAUAUAAAGAUCAAAUAAAUUAAUUAUGAUCAUAAUAAUUAAUGCCAUAUUAUUUAUUUCAAGGUAUAAUAUUAUAUGAAGAUCAAAUACAUUAAUUACGAUCAUAAUAAUUUGUAAUUAUUAAUGCCUUAUUAUUUAUUUCAAGGUACAUGUAUAUUGUCCUUCAGAUUUGUCAACACAUUUGUGCAAAUAAAACAUCAUUUGGUACAUUAAAUAUACCUUACAUUUCUUCACACAUGUCAUGACACAAAUACCGUGCAUUUUAUGAUUCUACUCACACCACCCCCGUUUGUGCCUGACAAAACUGUGACAGGACUGAAUUCUGCAUUGCACUAUUGCAAUUCUGUGAAUUCUGAACAUUCUUGACUCUCAAUCAAGCACCUCCUAGGAGUCUGAUCCCAUUUGAAAGGGGAACAACUCAUUAUAUUUCAUAUUCAGUUAUUUUCAGGUGUCUCAAAGUUCUUAAUUUCAAAUAUAGUUUAGUAUCUGAAUCUUUCCUUAUCUCUUUUAGCACAAAUGAAUAAGGGGUUACAUGUACACCUCUAAUAAAACUUUAUUUUGCUAUUCAAAACCUGUAUCAGUAUUUUGGAACAUUGUACUGAUAUUAUAAAUGUAUUGAAACAAAGAAGCUAAAAAUUUGUACAAAAUUCAUGUAUUGUCUUUAAGGCAAUACACCUGAUCAUAAUUAUGCAUUAAAAUUGUUUUAAUUUGUUAAUUUACAUAAGGUUAUCGUUAUGACCAAGAUUUAUAUCUACCCAGGGUCUUAGUUUGUAUAAACCAUGGUGAGUCUCCUAUUUUAGUAAUAGGCCUUUAUAUGUGGUUUAAUGGUCGAGAGCGAAACAUUAAGUGAUAUAUUGAAAUAACAUUAGUGACGUAGUCACAAGUUGUUGGUUCAAUAUAUUAUGCAAUGUCUUAAGCUCGAGACGAUUAAACAACUUAAAAUACAGACACUUGCACACAUGCUUUGCAAUGAAAUACGUCACACGGUCCAAAAUUUUAACUUGUAUAAAUAAUGUACGCUUGGCACAUUGCCCAUACUAUUAUUCGAAAUAAUUAUAUGCCAACAUCAAAGGAUAACGUGUCAUUACUUUCUUGGGCUUGACACAGCUAUUUAAAUACAACCAUAUUCCUUCUGGAAUAUAAUGUCAUCAUGACUUUCCUUCCCGUAUGUCUCCAAUUAUGAAUACUGUAAAGUUAGAUUUUUCCUUUAUACAAGCAUGCUUUGAUUGGUCGCCUAGUCCUUAGGAGGAAUUCUAUUACAUUUCAGGGUUGUGCAAAAACAAUUUUUUGCACAGUAAAGUUACUGCCCCUGUCACUGAAAUACUGGAGUACCAAGAUCCCAUGUACAUACAUAUAUUGGCGUGCACAUAAAACAACCAGUAUGCCUGUUUUCAUUAGCCCAAUUGGGCUUAAAAAUGGAAUCCCCAAAUUUGUUAUUUUAGCUUUUUUAAAGGAAUUCUGUAGUGAAUUCUAUGGUGAAUUCAAUUCAGAUUCAAACUGAAGGCUGUUAUUCCUACCAAUCUUGCCACUGCCAGGCCUGACGGAUUGGUACUGAACAUGUAAUCAUUAACAAUACUAUAUAGAUGUAUAAACAAUGCUAUAUAAAAGUAUGUCUGUUUAAAAUACAAGAGAUCUGAAUAUAUAUAAAAUGUAAAAUGAAAUCAUACUUUUUCAAAACAAAUUUCACAAAUAUUUUUGGUAGGACUAAAUAUAUCAAUUAUUCAUUUAUCUUGAUAAAUAUUGACCUGGUUAUGAAUCGAGAUACGAAUCGUAACACCUGAAUGACAAUACAUAUCGUAUCAUGACUGCUGUGGCAAUACCUAGCAUUAUUAAUAGUAAUUCAGUGUGGAGAUUGGUAUUAAAUGAAAAAACUUGACAAGAUAUUUAUUUAUGAAAGGUCUAAAAUAUAUUGUGUGUUUCUUACAAUGAACAGAAAACAAACUUUAAGCUAUUAUUAAAAUAAAUGUUCUACUAUUAUCAUGAAUUAAAAUGAAUGUUAUACUAUUAUCAUGAAUUAAAAUAAAUGUUUUACUAUUAUCAUGAAAUAAAAUUUUG
Molecule: messenger RNA, 6523 nt
Organism: Patella vulgata (common limpet)
Lineage: Eukaryota; Metazoa; Mollusca; Gastropoda; Patellidae
Product: zinc finger protein 800-like
Exons: 2
Coding region: 1-2964 (987 amino acids)
Source: RefSeq, a predicted model, not a curated record